AUUCUCGAAUUUCCCGUCCUGGGCGAGGUGAAGACUCAUCGGCAUCAACUGUCCGCCUAUCUAGCUGCCUAGCAUCGACAGCUUGGCUAACGACGUAGACUCAUCAACGCCAACCAUCUAAUUACCAGGCAGCAACAGCUUUAGUCUGACGAUGUUGACUCUUAGCACCAUGGUCUACAUAUCUAGCAUCAACAGCGGAUCAACAGCUCUAGGCUGACGCCGUUGCCUCGGUGGCCUCGGUGGCCUCUGGCAGGACGUCUCACAAGAUAAAUACCCCGCGCAUUCCCCGCCCUUUCCCCCACCAACAAACCCAAACCCAUGCCUAUCUUAACGCCCACCGCGCGGGCCGCCAUCGCCUCUGCCGUCCUCUCGGAGACGCCCGACAUCAUCAGCACCUUCUCCUCCGCAGGGGCCACCGCGGAUUCCUCCUUCCACCUUACCCUCGCGCCGCUCCCGGCGGCCGACAGCCCUUCCCUCCCCGCGGCGCUCACCCGCGUUGUCAACCUAGACACCUACUCCGCUGCACGGGCGAUGAUCCGCGACGGCGCGGUACCCUCCGAGACGGCAGUGCUCAACCUGGCGUCGGACCUCGAGCCCGCCGGCGGUUGGAAGCGUACCCUCCUCGAGACGCAGGAGGAGGCGUUGUGCUACUCGUCGACGCUGUAUGCCACGCUGCGCGAGGAGUGGUAUCCGUGGGCCAAUAGUGUUGCCGGCGGGAUAUGGAGUCCGGGCGUUGUUGUGCAUCGCGAUACGCUCGCGAAUGAGUGUAAGAGGUUGCCGGAUGACGAGGUGCUCGUGCUGGGGGUUGUUACCAUCGCUGCGCCACGCUGGCAGAGGGUCAGGAAGGGGGAGUUUGCGGAUCCGGUGGUGAGGGAGGGGUUGCUGGAGAAGGUUAGGGCCGUGCUGAGGAUGGCGGCGGGCAAUGGGAGGAGGAAUCUUGUGCUGGGCGCGAUGGGAUGUGGCGCCUAUGGGUGUCCGCCUGCGGCUACCGCUAGGGAUAUGGCGGCGGUGGUGCAGGAGAGCGAGUUUAAGGGCUGGUUUGAGAGGGUUUGGUGGGCGGUUGUCGAUCCGCUCGGAGAGGGGAAUGGAAAGGUCUUCACCGAGGCAUGUGAGGGGCUUACGGUCGGGGGUGGUCCCGCUGCGGAGGUGGAGGGAGCGGCGGUCGAGUGAGGGUGGGUGAUGCGCUCUUCCCAUGUAUGUUCUUUUUCCU
This is a messenger RNA of Tricharina praecox, 1210 nucleotides long. RefSeq lists its product as uncharacterized. The record is from RefSeq and is a predicted model, not a curated record. The transcript has a single exon. The coding region runs from base 319 to 1170 and encodes 283 amino acids. Lineage: Eukaryota; Fungi; Ascomycota; Pezizomycetes; Pezizales; Pyronemataceae.